Molecule: messenger RNA, 1269 nt
Organism: Torulaspora globosa
Lineage: Eukaryota; Fungi; Ascomycota; Saccharomycetes; Saccharomycetales; Saccharomycetaceae
Gene: YUR1
Product: mannosyltransferase YUR1
Exons: 1
Coding region: 1-1269 (422 amino acids)
Biological process (GO): cell wall mannoprotein biosynthetic process; protein N-linked glycosylation
Cellular component (GO): Golgi apparatus; membrane
Molecular function (GO): alpha-1,2-mannosyltransferase activity
Source: RefSeq, a predicted model, not a curated record
AUGAAAGAUAAAACCAUUCAACUAGCAAUCGUUUUGCUCACCGUGCUUGGCGGCCUCUUCAUUCAAUCGCUCUUCACCACUGCUCAACAUUGCAACAAUCGAUACAAAAUUGAGAAUGCCUUCUUCGAGAAUUCAAAGCAUGCUGUCGAGAAGUACGAUGGAAUAAGACGACGAAGUUUACUCAAACCUUUGAAACUAUCAACCAAUACCUAUGACGAUGAUGUGCUUUCGGCGGGCAAUAGCAUAAUCCCAACAAAGGAGAACGCUACGCUUCUGAUGCUGGUGAGAAAUUUCGAAUUGUCAGGGGCUUUGAAAUCCAUGAGGUCCCUCGAAGACAGAUUCAACAGGGAUUACCAUUACGACUGGGUUUUCCUGAAUGAUCUUCCUUUUACGCAAGAGUUCAUGGAGGCAACAACGGCAAUGGCCAGUGGUAAUACGCACUAUGCCCUUAUUCCUUCGGAAGAUUGGGAUCGUCCGAAUUGGAUAGAUGAGCAGCUAUUCGAGGACAGAUUAGAACUGCUGAGGGACAGAGGAGUGCUCUAUGGAGGCUCUAAAUCGUAUCGCAACAUGUGUCGAUUUAACUCCGGUUACUUCUUCAGACAAAAGAUCUUGGACUCGUACGAUUAUUACUUCCGAGUAGAGCCAGACGUUGAAUAUUUUUGCGAUUUCCCCUACGAUCCAUUUAAACUCAUGAGACAUAACAAGAAGAAAUAUGGGUUCGUUAUUAGCCUCUAUGAAUACGAAGAUACUAUCACUACCUUGUGGGACACUGUUGAGGAGUAUUUAGACACCUUUCCAGAUGACGUUGCAAUGGUGAACAAUUCCUAUAACUUCAUAACCGAUAGUGGUAUCAUUGGGAAGUUUUCACCGAUUAUUGACUCUAAUACCGACUACAACCUUUGCCAUUUUUGGUCAAAUUUCGAGAUCGGAGAUCUCAACUUCUUUCGAAGUGACCGCUACAAACGGUUUUUUGAUUUCCUCGACUCCAAAGGAGGCUUUCACUAUGAGAGAUGGGGUGAUGCACCUGUUCAUAGCAUUGCUGUCUCGUUACUGCUCAACCGGGAUGAAAUUAUACAUUUUGAUGAGUUAGGAUAUUUCCACGCGCCAUUCAGUACGUGCCCCACAAGCUAUUAUUUAAGGUUACAACAGAGAUGCCAAUGCGAUGCUCAGGCGGCAAGCAACAUAGAUAUUUCGCCCAACAGCUGCCUCAUGAGAUGGUGGAAAAACGGGGAUGGCAAACGUUUCUUGAAGGACAAUCAAACAAAUUGA